UCCUAAUACUUGGCACUUGCUGGUGGUUUCCUCAAGGUGGAGCUAUUUGUAUUGUGAUCUCCUUACAAACCCGCCGGUCAGCCCGGAGUGCGGCGGUCACUUCUCACAGGGGAAAUGUCUUACAUAUUUGCAGAUUCUUCACUGGCUGCUGAAAUACCUUUAUUCCUGGUGGGACCGCAGUGUGACUGUCACAUCCCAUUAAUCCGUCUUCGUUUAAGGGGGGCCCCGAGGAGCUGCUGUGGACCCUCCCCGGCUAAUGUCUGCAGUGCACAGAUGGAGUAACAAUGGAAAGUCUUUUAGACGAUGAUCAAGGACCGGAACAGGAGGCCUCCAGCUCACAGAGAACGUUGACGUCUACAUGCAGAAGAACAAAAGAGACAGACCAAAGUGGCCUCAGUUAUGAGACAGCUAUGGAAUUGGACUCUGAUUUACAGGAUAAUUUGCAGCCGCCUGCUCUGGAAAUGCUGACUAGUGAAAUCGUAAAUCCUGGGACACAAGCCAGUGUAUCUAGCUGCCAUAAAGUAUUGAGUCAAGGAUCACCUGACGUGUCACCAUCCAACAAUAACACACAAGAAAUAUGUAAUGCCACCUUACUAGGUGGACUGGAGCCAUCUCAUGCUGUGGUAGAGCCAGCUACAGAGGACAGACAUAUAAAGAGUGAAAUGAGAAAUCUUCAAGAUGGAAAUGAAACUGAGACAUCUAGUGAUGAAACCGAUGAGUGGGAGACGGCCAGUGAGGAGAGUGUUGAACUUAACCCAGAGCCUCAUGAUAAACAAAGGGUGAAAGAGGACACUGGUCCAUAUGGUCAAAAGAAACACAAUGAAGAUGCCGGACCUUAUGGUCCGAAAACUACCAGUGAGGACACUGGGCUUUAUAGUCAUGAGACAUUGACUGAGGACACUGGGCCUCAUGAUAAAAAAGCAGUCAAUGAGGAGGCUGGGCCUCAUGGUCAAGAGAAAGUGUCUGAUGGUCAUAAGACAAAGAGUGAGGAGGCUGGGCCUCAUGAUAAAAAAACAGUUGAUGAGGAGGCUGGGCCUUGUUGUAAUGAGAAAAUGGGUGAAGACACUGGUUCUCAUGGUCAUGAGACAGUCAGUGAGGACACUGAGGUGAAUGAGCAAGAAAGAAUGAGUGAGGGUUUGGGGCCUCAUGGUCAGGAGAAACACACUGGAGAUGCCGGACUUCAUAGUCAGGAAAUGCUGAAUGAGGAGACUGGGCUUUAUGGUCUAGAGACAUUGAGUGUAAAUGAUGAGCCUUUUGGUCAUGAGAUGUUAAAGGAGGAUGCUGAGCUUAAUGAUCAGGAGACAGUAAGUGAGGAGGAUAGGCCUCAUGGUCAUGACAUAGCCGGUAAAGACGUUCACUCUCACAGUCCUGACACUAUUAGUGAAGAAACUCUGCCUCAUAGUCCUGAGACAGUCAGUGAGGAGGCUGAGCCACAUAAGGAUAAGACAGUCGGUGAGGAGGCAGAGCCACAUAGGGAUGAGACAGGCGUUGAGGAGGCUGAGCCACAUAGGGAUGAGACAGGCGUUGAGGAGGCUGAGCCACAUAGGGAUGAGACAGGUGUUGAGGAGGCUGAUCCACAUAGAGAUGAGACAAUCUGUGAGGAGGCUGAGCCGCAUAGGGAUGAGACAGGUGUUGAGGAAGCUGAGCCACAUUGGGAUGAGACAAUCUGUGAGGAGGCUGAGCCACAUAGGGAUGAGACAGUCGAUGAGGAGGCUGAUCCACAUAGGGAUGAGACAGUCAAUGAGGUGGCUGAGCAACAUAGGGAUGAGACAGUCGGUGAGGAGGCUGAGCCACAUAGGGAUGAGACAGUCAAUGAGGUGGCUGAGCCACAUAGGGAUGAGACAAUCGGUGAGGAGACUGAACCACAUAGGGAUGAGUCAGUCAGUGAGGAGGCUGAGGCAAAUAGGGAUGAGACAGUCGGUGAGGAGGCAGAGUCACACAGUGAAGAGGCUGGGCCUCAUGGUCAUGAGACAGCCAGCAUAAAGUCCAGUCCUCUCAGUCUGGAGACAGUAAAUGAAGUAGAUGAUCUUAAUGACCUGGAACCAGUCAGGGAGGAGAUUUUGCUUUUUGAAUUACAGCAGUCCAGUAAAGAGGCUGAUCCCCUUAGUCAUGGAGACAUUGAGACAGAUAACAGGGAGGACACACUUCACAGUCCAGCAACUUAUCAUGAUAAUACUAGAUCUUGUCAUCAGGAGAAAGUCAAUGCAGAGGCUGGGCCUCAUGAUAGGGAGAUGGUCAGUCAGGAAACAGGAUCUUAUGAUGAGGAAAAAACUAGACCUCCAGUUCAUGAAACCAUCGGUAACCUGACUGGGUAUCUCAUGGAGGAGAUAGCCACUGAGUUGGUGAGGGCUUUAGGCAAUGAGGUAGUUGGUGACAUGGCUAGGCCUCAUAGUAAUAAUGCAGAUAUACAGAUACAGGACAAUGAGAAAGUCAGUGGGAGGAAGAAUGAGGAGUGUGAUGAAGACCAGGCAUUGAAUGACAUAAUAGUAACUGUGAAUGAAGAAACCACAGAUGAUGAUAAAGAAACCUUUAGUACAGAGCGACAAGAUAUAAAUCAAAUGAGCAAUAGUGAGGAUAUAUUAAAAAUGGCAGGAGUUGAGAUCGACAUUGACUCUCGGCGGGAUGGAAAUGUCAGUGAAGAGUCUUUCAGUGAUGGAAAUGAUGGAACACAUGGAUGCUAUUCAGAGGGAGUCUGUCCUGAGAUGCAGGGCAUCUAUGAUACUGCUGGUAAAAAUGCUUUACAGGAGACAUCUGAACCUAAGGAUACAAAGGGUGGGGACAUAAACACCGGCAUUGUCGAGAUAUCUGAAGGGAUGGAUGAAGUCCAGCAAAAGAAAAGAAUCAAUACUGAACCAUCCACUGAAGAAAAGGAAAUGGCAAAAGAACAAGCUCAGGUUAUAUCCAGUGGAGACUGUGAACACCAUGAGGAGUUGUCCAAAGAUUCAAGGGUCCUUGAUGAAAGUGCCAUCGAUGAAGAGCUAAACAGCCAUGAUACGAAGCAGAAGUGUGAUUCACCAGAAACAUCCAACGAACCUGAGUUAACUAAGGAUAUAGAGAUUGCCUACCUAGAAUAUGAGGCACUGGAAGAGAAGCCACAUAGUAUUAAGACUCUUGUAGGGACUGGUGAAGGACCCUUUGAAGUUCUUCCAAACACACUGAAUCAAGAAACUGUACUUGAGUUGCAGUAUAAUACAAUAGUUACUACUGAUGCGAAAUCCUAUAUGGGUUGUGCAAUAGAUCUAGACGCCCAACUGAAUGUUAGUGGUCCAAAACUGAGGGAAGAAACUGGGGAAGGAGACUAUGCCAAUACUUUGAGCGAUACUAAAACAAAGUCUAUUGAGCCUGAAUAUGUAAGACCUACAGAAACCCAAAAUGAACUUUAUAAUAACCUAGGACCUAGCUACAAUGCAGAACCAGAGGUCCAAGUAGUAACUUUUGAUGGCCAAGAUAUCAACGGAUCAUAUUUGCAGCUAACGGGAUCACUUACAGAAAAAAGCACAUACUCAAUGGUUGACUCAAGCAUUGGCUUACAGAAUCAGGACUUAGGUGAUCUAGAACCCCAUUGGGAAGAUGUCACAACUGUGGAAAUGUUGGACCCUUACAGCAGCCAAGGUUUUUCACAGGUGGAUCAAAGCACUAGUGUUCCUCCAGAUGAGCGUGACCAUUAUAAAUUAAACUUUUUUCCCAUAAAACUUAAAGAUGUUGGGUUUGUACCUGAAGAUCUACCUGGACUUAGUUUAAAAAGUAAAGUUAAUCAUUUAUUACCAGAAAGUAUAAACACAGAAGUACCCACACAAGUACCUCUACAAGAGUCGGUCACAGUGUCUGUCCACCAAGAAAGUAUUUUGGGUGAUAACUAUUCUGUGUUUGACAUUAAGCAAGACACAAUGUGUCCUGGUUCAGAAACUGCUGAAACCUCCCCUACAGUCUCGGAAAAUACAAAAUUAAUAAAAAGGCAGCGGAGUAACACCGAUCCUUACCCGAUUCGUGACCAAGACGAAAAGCUACAGGACAUCUCCAAUACUGAAAGUUUUUCAAGGGGUAGAUUGAGAAGUUUAACUCCUCCUUGUGACAAAUUUACCACUUCUUAUCCUUCUGCACCCCAAACUGUGGAACAAUCCACCACCUCUGUCUUGUAUAAAACACCGGAUGAAAACAAAAGUUCACAUAGGGAAAAAGAUACAUCAGCAAAGACAUAUAAUUUCUACCCUACACAGAUAUUUAAUCCCAUGCUUCUGCUAGGCCACUCCAUGGAAGAAUCUGGGUUCUACCAGGAAAAGCCUUUUAGAGAGCACAACACAGAGAAUGCAGGUGGAGGACAAUUUCAGACACAACGAAAGGAUAAUCAGGUCCCUUUGCACACCCAGGACCGCAAAAGUGUUGUUAAAGAACCUAAACCAUCCUUUAAAUCUACUGAGGAAUCAAAUAAUACCAAACCAAUGACUGCUCCUUCGGUUGCCCCCGUGUGGCUUCCUCCUCAUCCAACACGUUAUGGAGGGAGCUCUGAGAGGGUAAAUGAAAUUAGAUCUAUGAAACCAUCAGAGAAUCCACUGGUUAGACGAGCCACCAUUAGGCACAAAAAGAGCAAUGUUGGGGUCAAACCAACGACUAAGAGGUUCAGUAACCCAAGCCUACCUGCCAUCCCUCAGAAAGAUUACUCAAUGGCACCAAAGACAAGCAGCUUGCCCAGGGUUCAACCAAUGAAUGUCAACAGGAUCCAAAUUUCCUCCAAAAAUAGAAAUUUACCUCACCAGCAAAAGAUUUCAGAAGAACCUGGUCAAUCAAGACUUUCACCUUCAAUGGAAACACUACGAGAGGAAGGAUAUCAUACAGUAAAAGAGAAGCCGUCCAAUAGUCCUGAAUCCGUACUGCUAAGAGGGAGCCGCAGCAAGAACAAACCACCUUCCUCAGACUCAUCGCAGAGCAUCCACCGACGUUACUCCACAUUCAUAAACUCUUCCAACCUUCUGUAUCAGGAAUACAGUGAUGUGGCCCUUAACCAGGAGAUUCAGAGGCAGAAGCCGGGUGAUUCCCCCGCAGAAGAGAGUCAGCCCAGCUCUCCGAGAGUGCGGAGGAGGAUCCUAUCGUCCCAGGACUCCUACCUGCAGCGUCUGUCCAUCUCCUCGGCUGACUCCCUAUGGCAGGACAUUCCCAAAAUCCGGGACAGUGUGACCUUCCUGUCCAUGACCAGAGAGGAGCAGAAGCUACAGGAGGCUAAAUUCGAGCUCAUUAUGUCGGAGGCGCUCUACUUGCGCAGUCUCAACAUCGCGGUGGAUCAUUUUCAGCGCAGCACAGAAUUGCAGGAAGUUCUGAGCGCUCAGGAUCGGCAAUGGCUGUUUUCCCGUCUGUCUGAGGUUCGGGACGCCAGCGCAGAUUUCCUUUUUGACCUGGAAGAAGAAUUUGAGAGCAACAUCUACAACUUCCAAGUGUGCGAUGUGGUGAUGAACCAUGAGCCCAACUUCCGCAGGGUCUACUUACCGUAUGUCACCAACCAGAGUUAUCAGGACAGGACCUACCAAACGCUGAUGAAUGGUAACCCGCGUUUUCAGCAAGUUUUGGCCAAGCUGGAGAGCGACCCUGUGUGCCAAAGGCUGAGCCUCAAAUCUUUCCUCAUCCUUCCCUUCCAGAGGAUAACUCGGCUGCGGCUGCUCCUACAAAAUAUUCUGAAGCGUUCAGCCCCAGGGUCUACUGAGGAGUUGCAAGCCACAGAGGCCCACAAUGCACUGGAGAAGCUGAUACGAGACUGUAAUGAGAGUGUCCAGAGGAUGAAGGACACCGAGGAGCUGAUUCUGCUCAACCAGAAGAUCCAGUUUGAGUGUAAGAUCUUUCCCCUCAUUUCCCAGUCUCGGCGUCUUGUCAAACACGGAGAGGUUACGUCUUUAGAGUUCAAUUCCAUGAGCUUCAAAUGGAAAGUCACCACUCGGCCCGUCUACCUGCACCUCUUCAAUGACUGUCUGCUGCUGUCUCGCGUCAGAGAGGGAGGACGUUUUGUCGUAUUUGAUCACUCGUCAGACUUUCGAGUAGAACGAUGUGAAAUUAAACUUCACACCAACCAGAAGAACAUUUUCCGCGUCUUCCUACGGGAUUCUGCCGCUAUGGGGCGAGAGUCUUCUCAGGACGUAAGGGAGACGGAGUACAUCUUCAGGACGGAGACGCAGAGUCAGAAGCUGAGAUGGAUUUGUGCACUGUCUCCCCGAAAACAAGGGACAGACUUCUUCAGAGAUCAUGGUCUCUCCCAGAUGCAAUGUUUAAAGUCGUAUAAAGCGCGAGAAAACGACGAGCUGUCCCUGGAGAAAGCGGAUAUUCUCAUGAUAACUCAGAACAGCGAUGACGGAUGGCUGCACGGCAUCCGCCUCUCAGAUCAGCAGUCUGGUUGGUUCCCACACGCUAACGUUCAAACCAUCAGCCGCAACGCCUGUCUGCGCAACCUGCAAGAAGAACAAAGAUUACAGGCUGUUCGAGCCAAGCUUCAGCCCACGGGGAACCAAGGGACAGCAACCGAGCAAUAAAUGGCAACCUGCCUGCCUGAUGUACUCGCUCUCUCAAGCUUAUCUGCUGUUCGGUACUCCGGUGCCACCUAUGCCCAUUCACUUCUGUGUAGUCUCAUCUAUUUUUGUAAACUAAAGGGGGGGGGGGGGUCUUGACCUGCAGUAUCCAGUCACCAGUAAUGUGUGCCCUAAUGCUAUAAGGGGGACUCAAUCCAACAUGAUGCUCAAAAGUUGCAGCAAGACAGUGGCACUUCAAGACAAGCAUAAUAGUUGCAACACAAGUCCGCCAUCUAGCCCAGGCAGAAUUUGUUUUAAAAAAAAAUAAAAAAAUAAAAAGGGGAAAGUUCGGAACCGUCCCCUUAUAUGAUAUAAAUGUAAAAUAAAAAUAUUCUGAGAAAAAGAAAAAUUUCAAAUGUAAAAAAUUUUUCUCGGAAUCCUCUCUUCUGCCAGUUGUUGUUUUUUUUUUUUUUUUGUUUUUUUU
This is a messenger RNA of Hyla sarda, 6969 nucleotides long. RefSeq lists its product as uncharacterized. Gene Ontology annotation, cellular component: nucleus; cytoplasm. Gene Ontology annotation, biological process: activation of GTPase activity; intracellular signal transduction. The transcript has 16 exons. Bases 285 to 6509 code for a protein of 2074 amino acids. Lineage: Eukaryota; Metazoa; Chordata; Amphibia; Anura; Hylidae. Gene Ontology annotation, molecular function: guanyl-nucleotide exchange factor activity; protein binding. The record is from RefSeq and is a predicted model, not a curated record.